AUGACCGCAAUCCCGAUUCCCCUACCACACCAACGCUCACUCUCAUCCGCCCCAAUCGACAUGCAGUCCCCAUUCAGCUACACAGACUCAUACUCUUCCUCCUACUCCUCCUCACCAGGAAGCAUGGACUUCUUCUUCUACGGCGGUCAGCCUGUCUACGACACCCUCUGCGACGUCGACGCAACCAGUCCCUUCCCUAUGCAAGAGGUCACUCCAGAGCUCUAUGGCAUAACCAGCUCGCCCUACACCUACCAGAACCCAGUCUUCGACCGACCUUCCAUGCCCCAGAGCGCACCCAGCAGCUGUGGCAGCAGCUACAGCGGUAGCUACAGCAGCAGCUUCAACUUCCCCUCCGAAGACAUCGCUCUACCAAGCUACCCCAUCAGCGAAUAUGAAUCCAGCGCCGAUUCGCCAGCGCCGCAAAUAUCCAAGCCGGUUAAGCCCUUCGGUUGCGACCAUUGCGGAAAGUCCUUCACCCGCUUCGCAGACUUGAAACGUCAUCAGUCCAGCGUCCACUACCCCGUCUUCCGCAACUGCCCUGUUGAGCACUGCUCACGAAAGGGUAGCAAUGGCUUCCCGCGCCAGGAUCACCUCGUCGAGCACCUGCGCUCAUACCACCACCUGGACGUGCCCAAACGCGGAUCCUGCAAGCGCUCCGCGAAGCAGAUGUCAUGA
Molecule: messenger RNA, 675 nt
Organism: Penicillium hordei
Lineage: Eukaryota; Fungi; Ascomycota; Eurotiomycetes; Eurotiales; Aspergillaceae
Exons: 3
Coding region: 1-675 (224 amino acids)
Source: RefSeq, a predicted model, not a curated record